Messenger RNA from Nannospalax galili (Upper Galilee mountains blind mole rat), 764 nucleotides. RefSeq names its product odorant-binding protein-like. Lineage: Eukaryota; Metazoa; Chordata; Mammalia; Rodentia; Spalacidae. The record is from RefSeq and is a predicted model, not a curated record. The transcript is spliced from 7 exons. The coding region runs from base 38 to 556 and encodes 172 amino acids. Gene Ontology annotation, molecular function: odorant binding; small molecule binding.
GAUCUCCACGAGAGAGAGACACACAGGCUCCAUCAGGAUGAAAGUUCUCCUGCUCACUCUGGUGCUGGGUCUGGUUUAUGGUGAGCUUCCUGAGCUCACCCCUGAGCAGGUGGAUGGGGACUGGCGCACGCUCUACACGGGAGCGGACAACGUGGAGAAGACGAGCGAAGGGGGGCCCCUGAGAGCUUACUACCGCCACAUGGAAUGCACCCCAAGUUGUGAGAACGUCACUCUGUCUUUUUACAUCAAGUUCGGGGAGAACUGCACACUGAUCACCAUCGUGGGCCAGCGGACACCAGAAGGCAGUUACACCAUAUACGCCGAAGAAACGGGCUUAAGCACCUUCCAAGUUCUGCCGCUCACAGAAAAGCUCAUGUCCGUGUACAACGUUAAUGUGGACCCAGAGGAAAAGACUACACACAUGAUCACGCUUAUCGGGAAGGAGACACAGGUGACUGAGGAGCAGGUGCAGGAGUUUUAUCAGAUCGCCGAGAAGCACGGCAUCGCGAAGGAGAACAUUCAGGACGCCGUCCCCACUGAUACGUGUGAGGAUUAAAGACGUCCACUGGAUCAGGUAGAGCGUCUGAGCCGUCCUCGACAUCAAGUCCAACUCUUCGGAACGGAGAUGGUUCCCGCAUUUCUCUCACGUUUUCUUCAGAUCUCAGCUGGACGGCCGGAGCCUCUGCCACACGGAUCGACUUACUAGUCAAUACUUUGAGAUACAUCUUUAAAUAACUAAAUAAAUCAAUUUCUUAUGCAAUGGA